Molecule: messenger RNA, 612 nt
Organism: Photinus pyralis (common eastern firefly)
Lineage: Eukaryota; Metazoa; Arthropoda; Insecta; Coleoptera; Lampyridae
Gene: RpS30
Exons: 4
Coding region: 161-556 (131 amino acids)
Biological process (GO): translation
Cellular component (GO): ribosome; cytosolic small ribosomal subunit
Molecular function (GO): protein binding; structural constituent of ribosome
Source: RefSeq, a predicted model, not a curated record
CCUUUUGAAUGAAUCAACCUGUUUUGAUAACCGAUUUCCAGUUUAAAAUUCCCGCCUUAGCGCACCUCUAAUUUUUCUUUAAGUUGGACAUACUGCGAAGUAAAUCCGGUGGAAAAAUUCCUCUGUCAAAUCUCCAGAUCCAAAAGGAGGAUAACUCAAAAUGCAGUUGCAUAUUCGUGGUCAGUCAGUACAUGUCCUGGAAUGCCAGGGCACGGAAACGUUUGCCCAGAUUAAGAAUAGGAUCGCAGCACUAGAGGAACUAACUCCGGAGGAUAUUAAGUUAUAUUCGCAAGGAAAUCCUAUUAGCGAAGAUGCUCUUGUAUCACUGUACGAAGCUGCAGACAUUGAAUUGAACGUUGGUCUUCUCGGUGGUAAAGUUCACGGAUCAUUGGCUCGUGCAGGUAAAGUAAAGGGGCAAACACCCAAAGUAGAGAAACAGGAAAAGAAAAAGAAGAAGACAGGAAGAGCUAAAAGACGAAUUCAGUACAACAGAAGGUUCAUCAAUGUUGUUGCCACUUUUGGUCGUAAACGUGGGCCAAAUUCAAAUUCAGCUUAAAUAUAGGUUUACUUUUGUAUUUUAUGUGGCAAAAACUAAUUAAAUCAUAAAAUCUU